Molecule: messenger RNA, 1086 nt
Organism: Tetrapisispora phaffii CBS 4417
Lineage: Eukaryota; Fungi; Ascomycota; Saccharomycetes; Saccharomycetales; Saccharomycetaceae
Gene: AAH1
Product: adenine deaminase
Exons: 1
Coding region: 1-1086 (361 amino acids)
Biological process (GO): adenine catabolic process; hypoxanthine salvage; purine ribonucleoside monophosphate biosynthetic process
Cellular component (GO): nucleus; cytosol
Molecular function (GO): adenine deaminase activity
Source: RefSeq, a predicted model, not a curated record
AUGGGUGUUCCAGAUCAAUUUUUAAGAGAGUUACCAAAGUGUGAACAUCACGUACACAUUGAAGGUACUUUAGAAGCUGAGCAGUUAUUCCAAUUUGCCAACAGAAAUAAUAUUAGUCUUCCAGAAGGUUUCCCAGCUACCAUCGAAGAUUUAAAGGCAAAAUAUAACUUUGCUAACUUGCAAGAAUUUUUAGAUCUUUAUUACAUUGGUGCUAGUGUUAUUGUCACUGAGGAAGAUUUUUAUGAAUUAGCUUUUGCUUAUUUCAAAAAAGCUGCUAGCCAAGGUGUUGUCCACGCAGAAAUCUUCUUUGAUCCACAAUCUCACACCUCCAGAGAUGUUUCUAUUGUCACUGUUGUUAGUGGUCUAACUAGAGCUUGUAAGGAAGCCGAGAAGAAGUUUAGUAUUACAACUAAAUUGAUCAUGUGCCUAUUGAGACACACUGCUCCAUCUGAGUGUUCUAAAACUAUUGAAUCUGCCAAGAAAUACAUUAAAGACGGUACUAUUGCUGGUUUAGGUUUGGAUUCUAGUGAAAAAGGUUUCCCACCAAGUCUUUUUGUCGAAUGUUAUGAAGUAGCCAAGAAGUACAAUGCUGAUUUAAGAUUGACAGCUCAUGCUGGUGAAGAAGGACCAGCUUCAUACGUUAUUGAAGCUUUGGAUUUAUUAAAGGUCGAAAGAAUUGAUCACGGUAUUAGAGUUGCCGAUGACGAUAAACUAUUGGAAAGAUUAGCAGAAGAAAAAAUCAUGUUAACUAUUUGCCCUCUGUCUAAUGUUAAAUUACAGGUUGUUGACAAGACUGCUGAUUUGCCAUUACAAAAAUUAUUAGAUUAUGGUGUUCCAUUUUCCAUUAACUCUGAUGAUCCUGCUUACUUCGGGGGAUACAUUUUAGAUAACUUCUAUCAACUAUCUAAAGAAUAUCCACAAUGGGGUUUCUUUACUUGGGGUCAAAUCGUUAAGAACAGUAUCAACGGUUCGUGGUGUGAUGCUAAGAGAAAGGAAGACCUAGUUGAUGAAGUCGAUAAAAUUAUAACUAAAUACGUUAACAGAACUGUCGAUGAAGUGAACAGAAUUGAAGGUAAGAAAUUCUGA